AUGGCGUUAGACAUAGAACACAACACAGGAAAAUGGGCCAUCAGUGAAGCCAAGAGAAUUGAAGAUGUAAAUAAGAGCAUAGUCAUGGAGUUGUCAAAUGGCUUAAAAAUGUCUUCUAAAUCUGCCAACUCAAAGGCAUUAGAAUCCACAGAGGAGCUGAAAGUGCGAAGUCACAGCACGGAGCCAUUACCAAAGCUGGACAGCAAAGAGAGAGGACAUCAUGGGGCAUCUUCCAGAGAGCCUGUCAAAGCUCAGGAAUGGGAUGGAACACCAGGGCCACCUGUGGUCACCAGUAGAAUGGGAAGAUGCUCUGUGAGCCCCACCUUGUUAGCAGGAAACCACGGCUCAGAACCGAAAGUGAGCUGCAAACUGGGACGGUCUGCGUCCACAUCAGGUGUGCCCCCUCCUUCAGUUACUCCUCUCAGGCAAGCCAGUGACCUGCAACAGAGCCAGGUGGCAUGCAUGCCGUGGUUUCAUGGAGACCAUACAAUGCUUGAGAUGAUUGAGAAAAAGCGUUGCUUGUGCAAGGAAAUAAAGGCUAGACAGAAAACGGAAAAGGGCCUUUGCAAACAGGAUAGCAUGCCUAUCCUGCCCAGCUGGAAGAAGAACGCAGGCGCAAAGAAGUACAGCCCCCCGCCCUAUUCUAAACAGCAAACGGUAUUCUGGGAUACUGCCAUAUGACGGUGUACAGGGUGGCGUUAGCUCCACAUUACUUCCCACAUAGAGGGAGAUCGACUCGGUCAUGUGAUACGUAACUGUUAUAUAUCUUUUCUGUUGGAAUGGAAUGCCAGCGCUUCCCUGGAAAACCCAUGGGAAGCCGUGCUUAUGGCAAGUUCAAGAUAAAAUGUAUGUUUCCUUGCAAUUAAGGCACACUUAUUUAUCACGGAUUAUUUUGAAUCCAGAAGAGAUUAAGAUGUAAAUAUUUUACUAGUUUAUGGGUGACACCUGAAAUAAUACAUUAUACGUCUAUAAAUGACAGAAAUAUUAAGAGUUUUACUAUAUGACAUAAUUUCGGUAUUAACUGGUUUGUUAUCUCUUUUAUAUGUAAUCCCUUGAUGCCUUUUAUUAUUAAUUUUUACAGUUAAUGUAUUUCUUUUUCUGCCCACAUUUGGCUUCUGUACAAGAGCUCAUGGCUAUAAAUCAUGUUCAAUCACAUAAUAUAUGAUCUGGUGCUAGUAAUGUAGAAGUUGAAUAUCAUAUUCAUGAAGAACAUCUGUUGCUUUGUAAGUUUUUAAGGGUUUGACAGGAAAUGAAUGCAAGUGUGAUGCUUAAUUUGGACGUCCAUGUUACAUCAACACCAAUAUUUUUGCUACAUUGGCUUAAGAAUUUCUCUUUAAUAUUGUCUUGAUACCAAGGAAUGGUUAAUCAGACCCCAGAGAAAAGUGAUUAGGGUAUAUUUGGACAUCCUAGCAGAAUGUCCAGAUAUUUCCUUCAGAAAUGACGUUAGGGAUAUGUGUCCAUGCAUCAUUGAUCUGAUUGGAGGAGACCAGGGUUCACUGUGACAAUGGAAGGAACAAGGAAUCGAAAGCUGAACAGCACGACUGCUUUCCAGAAGAUGGGACCAGUGGCAUGAGAGCCACUGGAAUCACUAUUGAAGUAACUUUUCAUGUGUAUGUUUCCCUUAGAAAAUGAGAAAUACACAUUUAACCAGAUGAGCUUACAUAUUUUAGUACACUAAAUGCCAAUCUUCCCCGAAAUUUAUGUCCAUUAAUGGAAUAGUAUUUCUUGUUAAUUUUUUCAAACUAGUUAUCACCACAUUUUGGGGUCAUAAUCUGUGUAUGCUCAUCACACCCAUCCUUACUGAUUAUGACACCACGACCAAAGAAUUAUGACCAUUAAUUUAUUUUAUUUUGUUUCAAGGAAGAAACAGGAAAUGCAGGGGAUCAGGGAUGGGAUAGAUUCAAUUUUAUGUGGUGGUGAAAUUUAAGUUAAACAAAUCAUAUAUAUCUUUUAAGAGUAACUUGUAGUUGAAUAUAAAUAUUGCCACUGAUGAAUAAUAAAGGAGACUAUCACAUAUAUUUUGUAUAUUUAAAUUACUAUUUAUGCUUCCUAAAAUUGACAGUAUGUGGUUCUUCUUUAUCAAUUUAGUAUUAUAUUUCUGAGAGAAAAGGUAUGUGUUUGAAGUUGUCAUCAGUGGUUUUCUUUGUAAGGGUUUUGACAGCAAUAGUACAGUGUUGCUCAAUAAAAACCAAAUAUAACAGGAGUUAGGGAAUUUUUGUAAUCUAUAUUGCUAAAAACCUAGUAAUGCUUUAUCAGUAAUAGUUCUUUUCAAGCUUUUGAAAUCUUAUAAGAUAAUUUUUAAUAUUUUAUAAUUAAUGUAUAUUUUGAUGUCCAAUUAGAAUUCUGAAAGAGAAGGAAGAAAAGGUAAGUGGGAGCAUGUGUAUCUGUUGUGUGUGCACGUGUAUGCGUGAAUGAGGACUCAGUGGGAGAACCGUAUACGUAAAAUGCUUUCUGAAGAUUUAGGUUUUGCUUGUAUAACUGAGGUGGUAAAAAAAGCAGAAUCAUGAGUAAAGGAAAUCAUGGAGAGAGCUUAAGUAGCUUAAAUAAAUCCUUUUGCCAUUUUUCACCAGUUAUGUUUUAAGCCCAAGAAUCCAUGGAGCACAAAUCUAAGAGUGAAGAAAAGGUGUUAAGAUAAAAUCACAAUUAAAAAAAAUAAAUGUGUUUAUGACCCAAGUUGUUAUACUGAUUUAAGUUAUUAUGUCCACAUAUACUCAAGCCAAUCAAUCAGAUAUAAGGCAUCAAUUCUCAGAAUCUUUAUGAUGACAUUGAUAUAUACAUAUAUUUCAGGCUCAGUAGGGUGAUGAUUGGAUAAUUCCCUUGAAUUUUAUAUUUAGGUAACACAUACAAAUGUGUUUUUCAGAUGCUCACCUUUUCCAUAUCUCACUGAAUGAGGCCGAUGAUAUUUUUUAAUGCUGGCCACUUGUCAAGAAGGAAGUAGAGGCACUGAAAUGAUUUGUGUUAGAUUCAGCCAUUCCCACCGUUUCAUGCACUCUUUUUUCAAGCAGGUUAAUUUUCUAGUAAGGCAACUUAUUCGAAAAUCUGACCUCAGGCAACUAUUUUUAUUUAAUUUCUCCAAAUCUUGCUUACAAUGGGAAAUAAUUGAAAGAUCUGGAAAAGUAACUUCACCGAUAUAUGACUCAAGAACAUACUACGUGCCUAUAGAACUGUACGUUGCAGCUUAGCCUAUGUGGCAAUAGCCAUUCUAUAGUUAAUUUCUUCCUUGUAUAGUGUUUCUUUAUGUGGAGGAAAAGAGGUGAUUAGAAUAAAGAGGAAAAAAAUAAAGCUUACUCUCUAGUGGCAGUCAAUCAGGACACUUCAAUCUAUGAAUUUGUUCAGAUGAUUCAAAAAAAUUUUACCUACAGCCAGAACCCUAUGGAAUGACAACACUCAUAUUUUUUAGCAGUGCCAAAGAACAAAUCUUACAUGGCAUGGUUAUCAGGUUGAAAGAGCUCAUACCUAUGAAAAAUGGUUUUUUCACAGCACAUUUUCUAGAAACAGAAUUUUAUUGGCUGUCAGCAAGAUGCUUUUAUAUGUGAAAACUUCUCAGCAGAGAAGAGACAAAUUUCUUUAGAAUUAAUGGGAAGGAAAAAAAUCAGUCCUGCAUGUUUGCCCAAUCCCAGUAGCCAGUGUAUUUUGAGGUAUCAUAGUUCUUGACAUAAACACUGCCACCCUUUCCCCCAUGUUUAUGCCAUUGAAACAAGUUUGGAGUGAAAAGUGAUUGAUUUGUGUAAAUGCAGGAGAAUGUCUACCCAUAUACAAUUGUUGGGAAAGUGAAGCAAAACAAACUGUUAGGAGGUUAAAAUUUGCAAUUUUAAAGAAUAUACACCUUCAAAUACACAGCAAUUGUCUGGAUACAACUAGGUACAACUUCCCUUUUCAAAAUAAUGACACUGAGACUUCAGAGACACCGAGGUUCCAAAUAGUUUUUUGUUUUAAGUGCUCCUGGAGAGCAGAGAAACAUUUUUCUUACUACGUUUUGGCUUAGGCCUCAUUCUCACACACAUUUUGGGUUGCCGGUUUUGAGUGAGUUUAGUGCUCAAGUCAAGAAACUAAACAAUCCUAUUAGGAUAUGUCUUUAGCUAAUUAAAUAAGACAUCAAAACAAUGCACAUACAAUGCAGUUUUCAUAUAACUUAUGUGUUAAGGUGAACCACUUGCUCAAAAUAGCCAAGCGCCUACAAGCUAACUUUGGCUACCUAUGAAACUAAGAUGCCUAUGAUUUAAGCAGUCAGUAAUCUGAGAUGAGAGUUAAUUCACACUUGCAAAGGAAUGGGAGAAAAAUAGAAGAGCAAUUCAUAAUGUAUUGGGUCCCAAACUUAAAUGGAAGUGAAACAAAAUGGUACGUAUAGUACUUAAGAUAACUCAUGACAUCUUCCCUAAAUGGAAAAAUCGAUAGCUAACUGUGGAAGGUGGACAAUUUGUUGUUAAUCUGUUAUUUAACAGCUCACUAUUGAGAAACUUAUGUACCAGUUAUUUAAACAAAAUUCUGAAGCAUUUGGCAUUAAACAUUCAAGAAGAUGUGGUCCCUGCCUUUGAAAAGCUGAAUUGUGCAAUCAUUAAUAUUUUCAAAACAAAUUGUUUUUAAGAAGAUAUACAAUAUCAUGUGUUUGACAUCUCAUGUCUUUAUAUAUGGUAUUCUCUUUUUUUUUCAGAUCAAGUGUACAGUCAAAAUACUAAAACAUAUUAAAUUUAAUGUCUAAGUAUAAAAGAUGUGUAAGCCUCUAUAUGUACACAUAGGCUAUGUAUUGCUGUCUGUGUAAAUCAGUAAAAAGGAUAACACGUUUUGCCAUGUUGGGCUUGAACACUCUUGCUUGGGGUUUGGAUUAAUUUAAAACCCUUUGAUAUUUGGGUCAGUUACAUCAUAGAAAAAUGUGUGUAAUCUGAAAAAAUAAUGUCUGUACGUUUCCCUUUGACUAUUAUAACCUUUCAGAUUUAAGGGGAACAUCUUUAUAGAAAUAUUGUUGGAUUGAUUGCAACCAAACAUGUGUGAAAUCUUUUUGAAGUAUUCAAUUGUUUCCAAAUAUGACUGGGUUUGCCCACCCUAAAAGUAUCUCCAUUUACACAUGUAUACACCCACAUACAGCAUACAUACUGUAUAUAAUAUAUAUGAAAAUGUUUAGUAUGCACUUCUUUUGUUUGGAACUCCUUACGCUAACAUUUGUAGUGUAGCAAUUUGUGUCAAGUGCACUGUGGUUAUAAAAACAAAGCACAGUGAAGUCACCGGUCUUGUUAUCUUGCACUAAAAAUGUGUUUACGUAUUUAGCAAUUGUAUGUUUACUUUCUUGCUCUUUUCAAGAAAUUGAAACAAAUAGCUAUUGAGAAAAUGAUAUAAAAUAAUAUGUUUUUUAGUGGAUAAUGGCACUACAUUUUUACAAGACAGGGUUUUUAAAAGAAACCAUUUAACAUCCAUUCCAACAAAACAUGUUUACCAUAUCUAAAAAUCUGAAUGUUGUACUGCAUUUUUCAUAACUCAUUAAAAAUGUCAGGUACGUGCCUGAAAAAUUGUGCAAAUGAGCAUUAGCUAACAGAUUUCUCUACUCAUGUGUUAGCCAUUUCUAUAUACAUAAUAAUAUAAACACUGAUGUUUUAGUUUCUCUUAAUUUUUGUACUUGAUUUUUUUAGGUAAUAUGUAAUUAUAAAUGUACUUUGAUACUACUGAAGUAACCAGAUGUUGUUUGAAGACCAAUUGUUUUCUUUAGUGCAUUGGCAAUCUUUUACAACACUUUUGUGCUUAUUAUUUGUGCUCCCGUGUAAUUAUAAUAAAAGCAAUAGUUUAAAUUAGU
Hipposideros armiger (great roundleaf bat) is the source of this 5782-nucleotide messenger RNA. It is a transcript of the gene NYAP2, whose product is annotated as neuronal tyrosine-phosphorylated phosphoinositide-3-kinase adaptor 2. NCBI's taxonomy places the organism in Eukaryota, Metazoa, Chordata, Mammalia, Chiroptera, Hipposideridae. The coding region runs from base 1 to 681 and encodes 226 amino acids. The record is from RefSeq and is a predicted model, not a curated record. Gene Ontology annotation, biological process: phosphatidylinositol 3-kinase/protein kinase B signal transduction; neuron projection morphogenesis. The transcript is spliced from 4 exons.